AUGUUCCGUCUUGUGCGUGCAAGUGCUCCUCUGGCAACGGCGGCCGCCUCGUCGGUGCGCUUCCAGUCCAGUUCCCCCGUGCCUGCCAUGAACCAAAACCGGCGCAGCCAGAACCGUCGCAGCUUUCUCCCUACGAACUCGCUGCCCAAGUUCGAGAUACACGACGUGCGCGAUGACCCGGAGCACGGGAGUAUGACCCGUGUGUCGGUAGACGGGAAGCAGCUGCUUGUUUCUCAGUUCCCGCAACUCGGCCCUCGCAAGGCGGACCCGAACGACACGACGCCGCAGUUUGACCGGGACCGCCGCGUCUCGUUGCGCUUCCGUCACAUUGACCUUGCCGGCUUCGUCAGCGUCGUGGAGAACCGUAUCCCGAGCCACCACGUUAAGAACAACGCGUUCGACAUGGCGUUCGAGAAGACGACGAACGGCUACGUGUUGAAGGGCCAGGUACACCGAAGCAACUCGCAGGUCAAUGAGGAGUGGGCGGUUCGCUUCGAGCAUCAGUUUGCCGUAACAAUGGAGCACUUCCUCGAGAGCGCGCUGACGGAGAGCUUCGGUUUCGCCCAGCACCAGCGGGCCCUGGCGCGUGGGGAUAGUUCACCGAGCGACAGCGCCAAAGGCAACCAGGACCGCAACAGAAACCAAAACCGAAAUCAAAGCCGUCGUCGUAACAACAACAGCAACGCCGAAAACCAAGAGAGUUGA
Messenger RNA from Leishmania mexicana MHOM/GT/2001/U1103, 705 nucleotides. RefSeq names its product gBP21, MRP1. The transcript has a single exon. The coding region runs from base 1 to 705 and encodes 234 amino acids. The record is from RefSeq and is a predicted model, not a curated record. Gene Ontology annotation, biological process: regulation of DNA-templated transcription. NCBI's taxonomy places the organism in Eukaryota, Euglenozoa, Kinetoplastea, Trypanosomatida, Trypanosomatidae. Gene Ontology annotation, molecular function: DNA binding.